CUUCCUGAUGGAUGUUCUCUAAAUGCAAAGGCAUUACUGGUUUUGGGAGCUUCUGCAUAUUUUUUAGAUACUGCUCUAGUACAACAAGCAUGGAUACAUACUAUAGAAAUAAAUUUAUCUUUGUUUGUAGAA
Messenger RNA from Racocetra persica, 132 nucleotides. NCBI's taxonomy places the organism in Eukaryota, Fungi, Glomeromycota, Glomeromycetes, Diversisporales, Gigasporaceae. The record is from the annotation of a GenBank genome assembly.